UCAGCGUAAUCGCCCGUGUCUUGUAGCUGAAAGUGAGAGGCGAAUUAAAACUUUUCAAAGAACAAUAAUACAUUGAAGCAUGUCCGAUAUGAUCGACGAUAUUAUUACGAGGAAUCUGAUCAAUCUGGGUUUAGAUGAUUCAUUCACCCAGCAACAAAUGAAAUCAAUGGUACCUCGUUUAAACCGUUCAACGUCCUUCUUCUCACCAAAGAGUCAUGGUGUACCCAAUGAGCAAUUGAACGAUGAUACCACCUGGCCACUUGACAUUUGGAGCAAGAUUGCUCCAACCAAACAGGCUUCCUUCAGACCUGACCGCUCUAUGAGUCUGACCGAAAGUAAUAUUCUGUCUUUCGGUAAGAUGAAGACCCUGGAUGUAGUGCCUCCACCUCCAGGAUUUCCUCCACUGAACAACCCAACUCCUCUCCCUUCCAACCGCUAUAAGACCGAACUGUGCCGCAGCUUCCAGGAGAAUGGCAGCUGUAAAUAUGGGAGCAAGUGUCAGUUUGCCCACGGAGAGCCUGAGCUACGUGGUUUGUAUCGGCACCCAAAAUACAAAACGGAGGCCUGUCGCACCUUUUACAACUUUGGCUAUUGUCCAUACGGAGCCCGGUGUCACUUCAUUCACGAAGAAAAACUCACCCCUUUGACCCAGAAGUUCCACAACCAAGAGCUAGCCGGUCAGAACCCACGUCAACUCCGACAGAGCGUCAGUUUCGCGGGUUUCCUGGGAUCGCGCAACUCUCCUCCCCCUGCUCUCCACGACCCCCUCGGCUUCACCCGUGCACCCUCGGUGUCACCGCCCCCGACAGACAUUCUCUCCCCGGUGUUCAGUGACACCCAACGCGAAGCGUUUCAGUUUACUCAGAGCAGACCCGGCGUUGGUGACAUCCACGGCGCCCCCCUGACUUUAGAGUCGCAGAAGCCUUCGCGUUGUAUUUGUGGUCACGGGAAUACUCAGAACAAAUUGUAUGCUAUGGAGGACCGCAGCAACGUCUACAUCACCCAGCCAAAUCUCCAGCGUUUCUCCUCUGAAGAUUCCCUCUCAGACCGGGAUAGUUACACCAGCACAGGCAGCACUAGUGGUUCAGACUCCCCUACCUUCGAUGGGGCUGGCAACAAGCGGCUCACCGUGUUUGCUCGCCUGUCCCUCUCUGACUAGAAAGCCAAAACCACAUAGAGACAAUCCAUGUCAGGGACCUUGAUCAACUUGAGGUCCUGCUAACACAUUAGAAAUCCUUUCAAUAUGAUGCGCAUCAACACUUUAAACUGUUAUUUUUUGUUUAUUUAUAUUAGUAAAUUACCUGCUCAGUGAAAUUUAUUUAGUACCCAAACUGAAAUCAGAAGCUGUAUAUUUUUAUACUAAUGUAUAUUUUAACUUUUCAUCUUGUCUUCCAUUAAUUGCUUUCUUUAAGAAUUGCCUUGAUGGUAAUUACUGUAAUGGAAGUCAAGUGCCUCUACACAACAAUCUAUAUGAGAAGAACUAGUAGCCUUACUUCAUCUUGAUUACUUCAAUUAGUCUUUUAUAUGUCCAUACAGGGGCAUUAGGGACCCCCCUCCAUUCAGUAAGCUGCCCAAAUUUUUUUUUCAGGUCUGUUUAUAUUUUUGGUUUUCAUGUGUAUGAACUGUUUAACAUUCAAACCAUCAGUCUGACUUGAAAAAAAUGAUAAGACAUUCACUCACUGUGAUAUGCACUUUAAAAUAGGUAUUGGGAGACUCGUUUCUCCAUGUAGCAUUUAACCAAAGCUUUAUACUUACAUAAAAUGUAUACUUUUUCAAACUUAUUUGCAUAAAAGCCGUUUUUCUUAUUUUUGGAUCAUAUAUUAACUCGUCUGUGACAAGUGAGUAGUGGCUAGUACACCAUCUUUGCCUGACACAGAUCUAGGAGGGGCUGUUUGCCUUUUUUUAGAUACCUGUUUUGUUGCAUAAAGUUUGGACAACCCUGGAUGCA
Esox lucius (northern pike) is the source of this 1948-nucleotide messenger RNA. RefSeq lists its product as uncharacterized. Gene Ontology annotation, molecular function: mRNA binding; metal ion binding. The record is from RefSeq and is a predicted model, not a curated record. Lineage: Eukaryota; Metazoa; Chordata; Actinopteri; Esociformes; Esocidae. The transcript is spliced from 2 exons. Bases 80 to 1159 code for a protein of 359 amino acids.